Molecule: messenger RNA, 6741 nt
Organism: Calypte anna (Anna's hummingbird)
Lineage: Eukaryota; Metazoa; Chordata; Aves; Apodiformes; Trochilidae
Gene: RIMBP2
Product: RIMS binding protein 2
Exons: 28
Coding region: 185-5422 (1745 amino acids)
Biological process (GO): neuromuscular synaptic transmission
Molecular function (GO): protein binding
Source: RefSeq, a predicted model, not a curated record
CUGCUCAAUUAUGUAGUGCCAUUUGCAAGCCUCCUUUAGGAAACAUGGAAAGUCCCUCUGCCAGUAGUAAAGCACUUAACAAUGAGCAUUUUGGAAUAAAAAGGGCAUUUUAUAAGCUCUUGUAACUACAUUCUGCAGAACAGAAGUACUUCUGGAAUAAAGGAUUUUACAGAGGAAAAUAGAAAUGAAGAAGGCUAUCAGUCACAUUCUGGAUCAUGGCUAUUCUGUGCUGGAUUCCCCCAAGGCGAAUCAAUCAUUCUCAAAAGUGAAUAAGUCCUUGAUAAAAGAACAAGAGGAAGACAAUGUGUCCAAAAAUGGCAAAAAGAUAGCAAAACAAACAUCCGAAAAGCCUCCACACAGCAGAUCUGAGGGCAGAGACAAACAGAGAAGUAGCUCAGUAGCUGUUCAGAAGAGCAAGGAUGUCAGCCCUUCAACUUCAUUGACAUUGUCAUCCAAUAACACUGCUCUCAUCACACAAACUGCUACCAGAUCUCUUCCGCUAAAGCAGAAAAUGCAUUUUGUGGAUGUUAAGGCUCAGCAUGUGCAAAAUAUCAACAAAAAAUCCAAAAGUAUAAAAGAUCUGGAGAUCCAACUGCUGCAAGUGGAGUGCGAAGACCUCAAAAAUCAGCUAGGAUCCCUGAGGGAAGGGCUGGUGGGGCAGAAGCCAGGUGACACGGAGGAAUUACUGAAACAAUCUCAGAAAGAGCUGUUGUGGCUUCAGAGGCAGCUGUCCUUUCUCUCCAGAGGAGGCCCUGUGUGUAUUUUGGCAGCUAGCAAGUUUGGAAAUGAUCCAUCAUGUCUACAGCCUGCAACAUCACAGAAAAUAUUUGAUCAGACCCAACUUUUAGAAGAGACCCAGGUUUCUAAGUCUCAUGUCACCACUAUAAAUCAAGAGAAUCAUCACUGGAAGCUUUUAGAAAAUGAACUGAAGGAUGCUGUGCAAGAAAAGAGUCGCUUGAGCCAUCAGUAUGCAAGUGUGUCCCAAAAAGCACUGCAAUAUGACCAGGUAAAAUCAGACUAUGACCAUCUUAGAGAAACCCUUCUCAGAGUGACCAAAGAACGAGAUUUGGCUGUAAAGGGAAAACACCAGCUCCAAGCCAAGCUGGAGAACUUAGAGCAGGUCCUAAAGCAUAUGCGAGAGGCUGCUGAACGGCGGCAACAGCUGGAGUUGGAGCAUGAGCAAGCCUUGGCUGUCCUCAACGCCAAACAGCAGGAAAUUGAGCUCCUGCAGAAGGCUCAGGUUGAAGCUAAGAAGGAACAUGAAGGAGCAGUUCAGUUGCUAGAGGCCAAGGUCCGAGAGCUAGAGGAGAAAUGCCGGACCCAGAGUGAGCAAUUUAACCUCCUGUCCAGAGAACUGGAGAAGUUCCGACAGCAAGCAGGGAAGAUUGAUCUCCUGAGCAGUAACUCCGUGGCAUCCUCAGAUAUCUCUGGUUCUCCUGGUAAAUCUCUGUCCCAGUUAAUGAAUGGAAUAGCCACUUCUAUAGGCAAAGGUCAUGAGAGUCCUCCUGGAAGUCGUUGUGUGAUCUCAGAGUUUAUACGACCCCUUCAAGUAUCUGGAGACAAACCAGAACAAUUGUCUGUCAAACCUACAUUCCUGUCCAAAUCAAGAUCUGGUACCCCAAGAUGCAGAUUUGAUUCAGACAUGGAUAAUGAUCAGAAUUCCAAUACCUCAAAGCAGAGAUAUUCUGGGAAAGUCCAUCUUUGCAUUGCCCGCUAUAGUUACAACCCUUUUGAUGGACCAAAUGAAAAUCCAGAGGCAGAGCUCCCUCUUACGGCAGGAAAGUACCUUUAUGUGUAUGGAGACAUGGAUGAAGAUGGCUUUUACGAAGGGGAACUUCUAGAUGGACAAAGAGGACUAGUCCCUUCAAAUUUUGUGGAUUUUGUUCAAGACAAUGAGACCCGGCUAUCAAGCACAUUAAGCAGCGAACAAGAUCAGAAUUUUAUCAACCAUUCAGGUCCUACUUUGGAAGGAGAUCUCUUGGAGAUAAGCCCACCAACUCACAUAGACUCUAGUGUAAUCAGCAAUGGUGCAGGGACUCUGGAUGUGAACAUUGAUGAAAUUGGAGAAGACAUUGUGCCUUAUCCUAGAAAAAUCACCCUUAUUAAACAACUAGCCAAAAGUGUCAUUGUGGGCUGGGAGCCACCAGUAGUGCCACCCAGAUGGGGAACCAUUAGUAGCUACAAUGUUCUGGUUGACAAAGAAGUCCGGAUGAACGUAGCCUUGGGAAGCAGAACAAAAGCUCUUAUAGAAAAGCUGAACAUUUCUGCCUGUACCUACAGAAUAUCAAUCCAGAGCAUCACAAACAAGGGUAACUCAGAUGAACUGCAGUGCACUUUGUUAGUUGGAAAGGAUGUCAUAGUAGCCCCCUCUAAUCUUAAAGUAGAUAACAUCACCCAGAUUUCUGCUGAGCUGUCCUGGCUCCCUACAAAUAGUAAUUACAGUCAUGUGAUCUUUCUUAACGAAGAAGAAUUUGACGUUGUCAAGGCUGCUAGCUACAAGUACCAUUUUUUUAAUUUGAAGCCCAAUAUGGCCUACAAGGUGAAAGUCAUGGCAAAGCCCCAUCAGAUGCCCUGGCAGCUUCCCCUGGAACAACGAGAAAAAAAGGAAGCCUUUGUGGAAUUUUCUACAUUGCCAGCAGGUCCUCCAGCUCCACCUCAAGAUGUUACUGUACGGGCUGGGUCCAGCCCAGCAACCAUACAGGUGUCCUGGAAACCACCAACUCUGACAGCAACAGGGACCUCCCACGGUGCCAAUGUCACAGGCUAUGGUGUUUAUGCAAGAGGUCAAAGGGUGGCAGAGGUGAUUUUUCCAACAGCAGAGAACACACUGGUGGAGCUAAUGAGGCUGAGGAGUUUGGAAGCCAAGGAAGUCACAGUUCGAACACUCUCUGCACAAGGGGAAUCAGUGGACUCUUCUGUUGCUGCCAUUCCAUCUGACCUACUGGUGCCUCCAACCCCUCACCCCAGAACUAUUCCCAAAUCUAAGCCAUUAGCAAGUGCCGGAGCCCCAGAAACCAAAGAGGAACAUUUAGGUCCACAUUUAAAAAUGGAUGAGUCAUGGGAGCAGACUCGUCAGGCAUCUCCUGUCCAUGGACACAUGCUUGAGCCACCUGCCCCUAAUUUCCACGGCCAGCUUCAGGGGAGGAGGUCUCCAUCACCUAACAGAAUACUCCCUCAGCCUCAAGGCACACCUGUCCCACACACUGUUGCAAAAGCCAUGGCAAGAGAAGCUGCACAACGAGUUGCAGAGAGCCAUAGGAUGGAGAGGAGGAGUGUUUUUAGUGAGAGGAGUAAUGCAGCCCAGUAUGCUAAUUCAGAUGAUGAGGAAGAUGGCUAUGAUUCUCCUAAUGUCAAAAGAAGGGGGGCUUCAGUUGAUGAUUUCCUGAAAGGGUCAGAACUUGGAAAGCAACCUCACUAUUGCCAUGGUGAAGAGUACCACACAGAGAGCAGCAGAGGUUCUGACUUGUCUGAUAUUAUGGAAGAGGAUGAGGAGGAGCUGUACUCUGAAAUGCAGCUGGAGGAUGGAGGAAGGCGAAGAGUCAGUGUGACUUCACACAAUGCACUUAAGGAGUACGAUAAGAAUAAGACCACUGAAGCCUCUUUUUUGGAACAGCCUGACUUUUCACAGCAGAUGCAUCACAGUAAAAAGCUUUUCAGUAUUCCAGAAGUAGCUGAAGAGGAUGGUGAAUACUCUGAACUGCUGUACAAGCAGGGUUUAGGUAUGCCCUAUAAAAAGAAUCCCACAAUAGCUAGAGACUCUAGACAACCUAGGCCCUACAAUCAAGACCAGCAGCACAACAUCUGGUACCCAGCCAAGCACAGAAUUUCAGGCAUGGAGGAUUUUGCUGCAGAAGACAAAGGAUGUAAAUAUAGCCGGUCCUUAUCCAGGAGCCCAGACAGUGGACUGGACUGUGGAAGUGAAGAAGAGGAAUCCCGGUUUAAUUUCAGAUACACCUAUGAUUCAGUCUCUGCCAACCUUGCACCCAGCUGUUGUGCAGAGACCACUACCUGUUCCUGCAGGAAAAGCAUGAGGCCAUUGCUUGCUCGCAGGAAAACUUUAACCAGACAAAGCAGCAUCGAAGAAGAUUUUGGUGACCUGGGUCCUUCCUAUGUAGAACCCAGGAGUGAACAGGUCAAGCCCAGUUACGAGAAAAAGUAUGAGACUCAGAAAUGUAAUAGAACAGAUAAUUUCCUUAAUGAAGAUGUUCAGGGAGGCUGGAAGACCGACUUAAAAAUGGCUGACACUAGGGCAGCUGGUCUACUUGCAAAGCCAUCCCACAGAGAUGCAGAAGACUCUCUGCUUUUAGGUAAUCCAUCAUCUGCAGGACGGCCUGAAAGGGCGGAGCAUGCAGGGCGAAGGUCCUCUCAUGGCAGUGCAGUGCCACAAAGGUCUCGACCAAUGUUGGUCCCUUCCAUUGAAAUUACAAUGGACAGUAACAGUGAAGGCGGUCGGUCUCGGUCAGGUAGUGAGGGAAAUAUUUCACCUGUAAAAGAAGAAGCUUAUUAUCCCAGCAUUGGACACAAGAAAUGGGCUCAGCAGCGUGCCAUGGCCUCUGACUAUAGACACGAUGGCUAUGGUGGUCGUGACCAUCUUUCUCCAGAUAUUUAUGAAGAAUCAGAAACUGAUCCAGGCACAGAGGAUAUUUCUACUCGAAUAUUUGUUGCACUCUUUGACUAUGAUCCGCUGACAAUGUCCCCAAAUCCUGAUGCUGCAGAAGAAGAGCUGCCAUUUAAGGAAGGACAAAUCAUUAAGGUUUAUGGGGACAAAGAUGCUGAUGGAUUCUAUCGUGGAGAAACCUGUACAAGAAUUGGCCUUAUCCCAUGUAAUAUGGUCUCUGAGAUCCAAGCAGAUGAUGAGGAGAUGAUGGAUCAGCUUCUGAAACAAGGCUUUCUUCCUUUGAACACGCCAGUUGAGAAAAUAGAAAGAAACAGAAGGAGUGGCAGGCAGCACCCCGUGUCUACAAGGAGGAUGGUGGCACUGUAUGACUAUGAUCCAAGAGAAAGUUCUCCCAACGUUGAUGUGGAGGCUGAGCUGACAUUCUGCACAGGGGACAUUAUCACUGUCUUUGGUGAAAUUGAUGAAGAUGGGUUUUACUAUGGUGAACUUAAUGGACAAAAGGGGCUGGUUCCUUCCAACUUUCUAGAAGAAGUGCCUGAUGAUGUUGAAGUCUUUCUAUCUGAUGCACCCUCGCCAUACGUUCACGACACCCCGAUGCGUACAAAAGCAAAAAGGGUUCCUCCUGAGAAUACAGGUACAUCACGGAGAGCACCAUCCCCCACAGUCCAUCUCCAUUCUGGGUCACCUACGUCACCUAUGGGUUCUGGUAGUCCCGGGAGAGGCAGGGAUAUGUCCUCGAAAAAGAAAAAGGGGCUGCUUUCCAAAGGCAAGAAACUGCUGAAAAAGCUUGGUGCAGUGAAAUGAUUCAUGUACUCCUGGACAACCUGUAAAGCUUCCAGUCUGUGUAUUUUUUUUUUUUCCAAACGUCAAAACUAGGGCUUUCAUGACUAUGCAGUAGUCAUACCAAACCUUGGCAUUUUUAACUCUGACAUCAAUAGUAGUAACUAUUGGUUAUAAUGUGAAAUAAUGUUGGAAUAAUGUGAAACACUUAAUCUAAACAGCAAGGAAAAAGGAAGUGGAUUUGUUGCAAAUAUUUUUUUUCCUAAAAAAAUUUUUAAAAAUUGUAAGAUUAAGACCAGAAGAACAUGGUUUUAUUUCAAGUCAACUCACCACCUGCAAGUCCACUGGAUAAAUCUCAGCUUUUAGUCUUCUUUAACCAUGAGUGGGGGGGGAGGGGAAGAGAACUCAAUUGAUUCCUGGUUCAGAGAUAUCAGCCCACUGUAUCAAAUCUUUAUCAUAAACAGAAAUGGUCUUGAAACUCCUAGUUUAAUCAGCCUUGAUGUUUUGCCUUAUUAAUGCACAAUGAUUUGUACUGUCUAAUAAAUAUGCAGCGUAUACUUUGUAUGUACUGUGUAUUCAACUGUCUUCAUCUUCCCUAAAACAAGGUAAUUUAAGAUCAAGUACAUUACUGACUCCAUUCAAUGUAUGAUGUAACUCCUGGGAGUUUGAAAGUGCUGUGCAAAAUGCUCUUUUUUGUUUUUGCUUCCCCCCCCCCUCCCAAUCAACCCCUUUAUAUAAUUUAUUUUCACUAAACAGAAAUUAGAUGCAGUGUAAAUUAUUCAGAGACUCACCCCAUUUCAACCAUGCAACCUCCAGUUCCUGGUUCACUGUUCUAAGUUACCGGGAAAAACAAAACAAAAUAAAACAACAAAACCACCUAUUACUCCCCAACUGCUUUUCCUGUAGAGGAACAAUCCUCAGUUCCAAGGCACUAUCAGAUUGCUGAUGUCAGCUUCAAGAUAAAGUGCAUGUCUAAAGUUAAAAAUACUGUGUUACAUACACAGGCCACAGCCAGUAAAAAGGCUGCAACAGGUGAUGAUUGAAUAUUAAUUGCAAUAUUGGCAUCAAGAAAAAAAAACCUUACACAUUGAUGGCAGUAAUUGGCUGUAUUUUGUAAUUCUUGUCCAUUUGUAAAUUGUUUUUACUGUUUAUACAUACUUUUCAGACUGCCUUUCUUUUUGUAAUUUAUGGAAGGUUUAUAAAUGAAUGAUCAAAGCUUCCCCAUUGUGUCUUCAGAUAAUAAUGUAAAUUACUGUAAGAUACCGUCUGCUAGAUUAUAAUUAAAGAAAAUAACUGGCCUAAAUUUGUGGUAAAGUACUGUGUGGGUGUGUGCAUGUGUACAA